Molecule: messenger RNA, 4617 nt
Organism: Closterium sp. Naga37s-1
Lineage: Eukaryota; Viridiplantae; Streptophyta; Zygnematophyceae; Desmidiales; Closteriaceae
Source: the annotation of a GenBank genome assembly
AUGUCGUCGCACCUAUUCGACGCCGUCGUCGCGCACAGCGAUCCCGCCGCGCAUCUCGCCCACCCCGCCUCCGCCCCACUCUCCCAUCCCCGCCGGACCUCGCCGCGUGCCGUGCCGCCGCCGCGCGAGGCGCACCACUUGCUCGUCUUGGAGGGCUCGCGCUUCACAUGCGUCAGCGCGCCGCUCUCGCUCUCGCUGCGCCUCUGCUUCCAAGACCACAGCGCCAGGGGUACCGCCGCCGCUGACUGCUCGGACUACCAUCAGCACGCCGAGCAGCGCGCGCAACUGCUCGCGCCGCCCUUUGACGGCGGUUCCCCUGAUAUCUCUCCCGAAAGGCGGGGGAACGGAGCCUUGGGCGAGUCCACGGGGAUAGGCCUUGGCGCAAGGCAGGAGGCGGAGGAGGCGGAGGAAGCGGAAGAGGCGGGGGAUGCGUGCUGCGAGCGGGAGGGGAUGCACGUGCACGCGCACGUGCAUCAUGGCGACGCGAUCACCGAAGACGUGCUGCUCGAACCGUGCCUGCACGAAGGUGUGCUGUCGCCCUGCCUGUGCCCCUCCCCGGCCCCCUCGCCCCGCCUCCCCUCUCUCUGCGCCCUGCGCGCAUCCUCCCCUGACUGCAUCGACACAUCCAGUGGCGCAAUUGUCGGGGAAGGGGGGAAUGACGCUUCGAGGAGAGAGGGGGAGGGUGUGACGGGGUCAGUGACGGAGGGGCAUGACGGCGCAGAGGAGCAGGGCGAGGGGGGCUGGCACGUGCAUGAGGAGGGGUGUGGGCAUGGUCGCAUAGUGCAUGGCGACCACGUGGACUACCUCAUGCCGCUCCUCGAUGGCUCCUUCCUGCUGCACCACGCGCAUCACCUGCCCCAUGCGCCCCACACGCAUCACUCGCCCCCCCAUGCGCAUGCAAUGCGUGAUGCGCACGGGCAUGGUGAUGAGCACGGGCAUGGUGAUGAGCACGGGCAUGGUGAUGCGCACGGGCAUGGUGAUGAGCACGGGCAUGGUGAUGAGCACGGGCAUGGUGAUGAGCACGGGCAUGGUGAUGAGCACGGGCAUGGUGAUGAGCACGGGCAUGGUGAUGCGCACGGGCAUGGUGAUGAGCACGGGCAUGGUGAUGCGCACGGGCAUGGUGAUGAGCACGGGCAUGGUGAUGAGCACGGGCAUGGUGAUGCGCACGGGCAUGGUGAUGAGCACGGGCAUGGGGAUGCGCGCCCUGUGCACGGGGAAGCACAUGAUGGCCAUUCUGGCGAUCCUGCUCACCUCACCACCCAUGCCCACGCCCAUACCCACGCUCAUACCCAUGCGCAUGCCCACGCCCAUACCCAUGCCCAUGCCCAUCCUGGUUCGGACCCUCAUCCGCAUGCGGCAGCAAGCGCACAUGGCAGUGGCAUGGCAGCAGGGCCAUCCGUGAGCCAUCCCGUGCAGCCCCAUUCCCAUGGACCCACACCGCCUUGCGCCUCCUCGCCUGCCUGUGGAAGCAGCUGCAGCGCUGCCAGCCACAGCAGCACCCCGCAUGCUGCGCACUCUGCCAGCACCACUGCCCCGCACGCUCACCCCGCUGAGGCGCACAGGCAUGACGCGGCGGCAAGCACAUGCGGUUACCACGUGCACGAGCACGGGCGGCUGGUGAGGGUCGGCGCUGCCACGGGGCUGCUGAGGCGGCGCGUGGGCAAGCAGCGUGUGGAGGUGUUUGACUUUGUGCGCCAUGCACCCACCCCCGCCCACACUCCCACGUGCGCCCGCAGCUGUGGCAGUGCGGCAGCGGGAUGCUGCUCUGAUGCCAUCUGCUCCUACACUCGGUUGCCGUCCUGUGAUGCAUGUGAUUAUAUGGAGGGCAACGAAGGAGCAGCACAGAAGGGAGUGAAGCGGCGUGAUUCUUCUGGAGCGGAGGAGCAGGCAGGUCCGUGUGGUGGGGGUGCAUCUUCCGACCCUGCUGCAGCUGCAGCGAGUCUGCUUGAUGCUGACGUGGCACAGGUGGUGAAGAGUCAAAGGGUGCAGGCAAAAGCAGCUUCUCUGAUUGGCUGUCAUGCCCCGAUGCCACCUUUGGCACGUGAGGAGCAGUCCCGUGGCAGUGAACAGUGUUGUACAGCCAGUAAGCUUCAUGACAAAGACGAUCAUGGCUGCAGCAGCAACGGCGGCGGCCAUCACCGUCACAGCAGGCACAGUCACGCUUGCACGACCAGCCAUGCUGCUGCUGCUGGCAGCGCUAAUGGCGUUGACAUCAGCGAGGCAGCAGUGGGAGGGGCGACGGGGUGUGGCGGGCAGGGCUGCUGCACUCAUGCAGAGGGCACUGGGAGUUCAGGCGAGAUGGUGGUGCUGGUGGGUGGGGGCGACAGGGAGGGGGGCGGAGAGGAGGCAGAGGUAGUAGGCGAGUGGAUGACCAGAAAGCCGUCUCGAUUCGUCUGGUGGUCAACCAGCGCGUGCAAGCGAGCAGUCACUGCCAUGGCCAGCGCAGCAACCAAGGCCUUCCAAGGUGCCCUGCCGCACAGCAAUGCUUCCGCGCCUGCUGCUGCCGCCCCUGCUGCUGGCGGGGCAGUGGUGACGUCACGGGUGGACGUGUUGGGGCUGUGCUGCACGGCGGAGGUGGCGGUGGUGCAGCGAGUGGUGGAGGCGCUGCCAGGCGUGCUGCACGUCGCCGUCUCCGUGCCCACCAGGACUGCCCUCGUGCGCCAUAACGCCUCCAUCACCCCUGUUGCUCAUAUUGUGGCGGCGCUGAACGACGCGCAUCUGAAUGCCAGCGAGCAGCACAGGGGGCGGGUGCGCGUGGCGUCGUCGCUGCCGUCGCCCUCCACACUGCUGUCGGGCGCGCUGCUGCUCGUCUCCCUCUUCCACUACCUCCUCCCCCCCCUUGAGUUCGUCGCCCUCGCCUCCAUCGCCGCUGGCUUGCCGCCCAUUCUGCUGAGCAGCCUCGCUGCACUGAGGAGGUUCAUACUCGAUAUAAACACACUCAUGGUCAUUGCAGUGGGGGGCGCCAUAGCCAUUGGCGAGUAUGUGGAGGGCGCCUCUGUGGUCUUCCUCUUCUCCCUCGCCCACUUCCUUGAAGCACGCUCCACUGAUAAGGCGCGGGUGGCCAUCCAGUCACUCAUCGACCGCGCCCCACAGACGGCUGAGCUGGCCGCCACAGGCGAGCAGGUGGCGGUGGAGGACGUGGCGGUGGCCACGCUGCUCGCAGUGCGCCCAGGCGCUCUCGUGCCGGUGGAUGGAGUGGUGCAGAGCGGUGCGAGCAGCGUGGAUGAGAGCAGUCUGACAGGCGAGUCGCUGCCAGUGUUCAAGGACGUGGGCGCUCCUGUGUGGGCCGGCACCAUCAACACCACAGGCUACUUCACCAUGAGAGCCACGGCGCUGGCGUGCGACUCGGCAGUGGCGCGCAUGGUGGCGCUCAUCGAGGCAGCGCAGGCCAACCGCUCGCCCUCACAGCGCCUCGUGGAGUCGUUCGCCCGCGUCUACACGCCCACCAUCGUGCUCUCUGCGCUGCUGCUCGCCCUCGUGCCGCUCGCCGUGCCCUCCGCCGACCACCUCUACUUCUUCCGCCUCGCACUGCUGCUGCUCGUCGUCGCCUGCCCGUGCGCCCUCGUGCUCUCCACGCCCGUCACCGCUGUGUGCGGCAUCGCACGCGCCGCAAAGGACGGGGUGCUGGUGAAGGGCGGCGCGCACCUGGAGAUGCUGGGGCGCGUGCGGGCGGUGGGUGUGGACAAGACGGGCACGCUCACACAUGGCCGCUUCCAAGUGGUGGGCUUUGAACUCGUGGACGGCGCUGCCUGCACCAAGCACGAGUGCCUCCAGUGGCUGGCAGGCGCAGAGAGGCAAUCCAGCCAUCCCAUGGCGUCCGCCCUGCUGGCCUACUGCCGCCACCACGGCGUUGAGUCCAACGGGCCGCUGCCGGCUGCUGCUGCAUGCGCCCCUGUAACAGCAGCAGGCUGCGCACACCCCCAUUCCACGUGCUCCCGUGCUGGUGCAGGCAGCAGCUGGGGCGACUUGAGUUGUGGAAGCAGCAGCAAGAUGGGUAGGAACGGUAGUGGCACAUGUAGCACACGUGCUACUGCUAAUGGUGGAUGCAGCAAGCCACACGUCACAUGCAAUGCGGCUGCUGACACAUGUGGCAUGCCAGAUGGCGCAUGUGCCAUGCUGGGUGGGGCAUGUGAAGACAAUGGAGGGUCAUGUGGUGGCAGUAGCCUGCCCCACCCACCCAACCAUUACCCCCUCGUUGUUUUCUUGCUCUGCAUUAAUCUCAAAGCUACGCUCACUUGCCUCCCUGUGGACGGCCAUCGCAACGGGUUCACCUCUGUUCGUCCUCUCCCACCCUCCCACAUCCCACCAGCCAUCGCCCCCGCGCUGCUCUCCCACUGGCUCAGCCUCGGAGCCACGGUGGUGUGGCUCGGCGUGGACGGCCACCCCAAGGCAGUGAUUGCCGCAGCUGACUCGCUUCGGGCCGAAGCUGCGGAGGCGGUUGGGCAGCUGGUGAGGGGACUGGGGCUGCACGUGGCCAUGCUGACGGGCGACAAUGCGGGCGCUGCCAGUGCCGUGCAGCAGCAGGUGCGAACGAGGGGGGUGUUGGGUUUGAGGGGAGAACAGGGGGGAAAGAGGGAAGAGGGGAGGGGGGUGUUUGGUUUUAGCCUUUGUGGCUGA